Camelina sativa (false flax) is the source of this 1443-nucleotide messenger RNA. RefSeq names its product geranylgeranyl transferase type-2 subunit beta 1. Gene Ontology annotation, molecular function: Rab geranylgeranyltransferase activity. NCBI's taxonomy places the organism in Eukaryota, Viridiplantae, Streptophyta, Magnoliopsida, Brassicales, Brassicaceae. Gene Ontology annotation, cellular component: Rab-protein geranylgeranyltransferase complex. The record is from RefSeq and is a predicted model, not a curated record. Gene Ontology annotation, biological process: protein geranylgeranylation.
UCAAGAUUAAAAAGAAGGUUAGAUUUCUUCUUCUCUUCGAUCUUCUUAAGAGUCUCCGAAUUGCGAUUUUGCGUCUCGCUCCAAGCUGAUGAGCUCUGCCUCUUCCUCCCAGAUGGGUCAGCUCGUUGCUGACAAGCAUGUACGUUACAUUCUGAUGGCAGAAAAGAAGAAGGAGAGUUUGGAGUCUGUUGUUAUGGACCAUCUGAGAAUGAAUGGUGCAUACUGGGGACUCACCACUCUCGACUUACUCGACAAGCUGGGCACUGUUUCUGAAGAUGAAGUCGUUUCAUGGAUCAUGACUUGCCAGCAUGAAUCUGGUGGCUUUGCCGGUAAUACUGGGCACGAUCCACAUAUCUUAUAUACCCUCAGUGCUGUACAAAUCUUGGCCCUCUUUGACAAAAUUAACAUUCUUGACGUUGGGAAAGUGUCAAGUUAUGUUGCUGGGUUGCAGAAUGAAGAUGGGUCCUUCUCAGGAGAUAUGUGGGGUGAAAUAGAUACAAGGUUUUCGUACAUAGCUAUAUGCUGUCUAUCAAUAUUGAAAUGUCUUGACAAAAUCAAUGUGGAGAAGGCCGUUGAGUACAUUGUGAGUUGCAAAAACCUGGAUGGUGGUUUUGGGUGCACACCUGGGGCAGAGUCCCAUGCAGGACAGAUUUUCUGUUGCGUGGGUGCUCUUGCUAUCACCGGGAGUCUUCAUCAUGUUGACAAGGACUUACUUGGUUGGUGGUUGUGUGAAAGACAAACAAAGACUGGGGGCUUAAAUGGACGACCUGAGAAACUCCCUGAUGUUUGCUAUUCAUGGUGGGUCCUAUCGAGCCUAAUCAUGAUCGAUAGAGUUCACUGGAUCGACAAAGCAAAGCUUGCCAAGUUCAUCUUGGAUUGUCAGGAUUUGGACAACGGAGGCAUCUCAGACCGACCAGAGGAUGCUGUUGAUAUCUUUCACACCUACUUUGGAGUUGCAGGGCUUUCCCUCCUUGAGUAUCCUGGAGUGAAAGCAAUUGAUCCAGCCUACGCUUUACCUGUUGAUGUCAUCAACCGGAUUGCCUUCACCAAAUGAUUGCUAAUCUAGAGACAAUUAUACUUGCAAUGGGUAUAAUCUUAAUGGUCAAAUAGUAUGGCAGCAAGGCUUUAUUUCCUUUGUUCAAUGGGUAGUUUACUUGGGCGGUUUUAGAAGUUCUGUAUGCUCAACCAAGUGGAUUGGAUUCAGUGAUUACUGUGAUAAUGAAGUUAGAUAUUCUUGGUCCAUUCCUUCGUUUCCUUCAGCACUUUUGCAAAACUCGAGUCUCAAUGUUAUAUAACAUGCUUGGAGAUUCUCGAGGUUUCUAAUUCCAUCUACUAAUGGAAACGAAGUUGUGUUGCUACAUUAUACAAAUCACAUUACUGUUUUGUUCUCUCCACUGUCAAUUCUGUUUUACUAAUUGAAAAAGUGGACUCAUGUUAUGUGUG